Molecule: messenger RNA, 2077 nt
Organism: Eufriesea mexicana
Lineage: Eukaryota; Metazoa; Arthropoda; Insecta; Hymenoptera; Apidae
Exons: 3
Source: RefSeq, a predicted model, not a curated record
UAACAGGGAUUCCAACGUGUACGUCGUCGAGGAUCAAAGAAAUAGGGUAGACCCGUUGAUCGAGAAAAUUUUCCGAGCACCCAGCGAGCGAAGAAACGACGCGAUUAGCUCGAAAUGCAACAUCGAGACUGAACCGGGUAAAACGGCUGUCCAGGCUGAAGACGCUAGCAAGAGUGCGCGCGUGAAACGGGACAACUUGGUUAAAAAGAGCAAUUCGAGGAGCUUGAACGAGGCUGCAAAGUCCGACGAGAAGCGGUCGAUCCCUCGCAAGGUAGCCAAACUUACAUCGAGAAUCGGUCGCGCCUCCAGAGAGUCUGCGAAGCUUCCAGACAAGGAUUACGAGGUCCCAGUUGACCAGGACAGGUCCGAGUACGCGGACGAGGCUGAAGAGGAGCCUGCGAUUAAUUCGAAAAACAAGGAAACCAGGUACAAAGGUAGCGAAACUCACUCGAGCGAAGACUCAGCGGGGUUCAUCGAUCAGGAAGAGAGGUCCAGCUUGUACGAUGACUUCGAGACGAAGGACGUGGUGAAGAGAGGAAUCUCCGGGGCCGAGGAUUACGAAGAGAUGGACGAAGAAGCUGCAGGUGGUGCCGAGGAUUCUGCGAUCUUGGAAGACAAUCCGUUGGACGAGGAAGCUGAAAAGAGGAUGGCUCGUGGGGACGUUAGAGUGAAGAGGGAGUACGAGAACUUGAGAGAAGCUGAUACCGUGGAGGCUGCUGGGAAAUCGGAGAGUUCUGGAACAUCUGCUGACUCGUCUGGUGAUUCCAAGGCUGCAGAGACACCGUUGAAACGAGGUGCUGGGUCUGAAAAGGAUAAUACUGUAGUCGAGAAUCAGGCGAGCAAGAUGGACAAAGAGUCGAACGAUCAGGAAGAGAACUCGAAGAGAAACGUACCCGAGAAGAACGAGAGUGACAUGUCCAAAGUAAAUUCGGACAGAGAAACGGAUGGCACGAAGCAAUCUUUGAUGGCGAACGAUCAGACUGAAAUCGAAAGCGGUGAGAGUGGAAAGUUGCAGAAUCAGGAGGGUCAGCAGAUCGCAGACCAGGGGAAAACGCAAGAAACUAGCUUAUCUGGCAACGGCAAGGUGACUAAUGAUUUGGCCAGUGAUUCCUCGGAUCUGAAGGGGACCUCGAAAGCAGAGGAGUCGAAAAUUGCCGACGUGGCGAAUAAGGAGACUGCAAAGGUCGAUGUUCCUGCAAACGUUGCGGAAACGGUUGCGGCCGCAGAAGUUGCGGAGAAGUUAGAGAACUCGAAGAAGGAGCCUGCAACGGCGGAGCAGUUGGACGGAGACUAUCAGAAGAGGGAGGAAAUUAAAAGAGAGAUCGCGGAGAAACGACGCAUCAGGGACAUCGAGGAGAACAAUGCGAAAUUCGAUGAACUGCACGAGCAAGAAGACGACGAUGACGAAGAGCAGGCAUUGGAGGCUGAAGCGGCUGACAAACGCGACGUGUCCAAGAGAUCUGUUCGAAAUGCCGGUAAGAUUGCGGUACGGGACAAAGCUGAGAAGCCGUCGAUAAAACGAAAGAAGAGGCAGGGUGACAAUGGUCCAGAAAAGGUGCAAGGUGCGAGCGAUGCAAAUUCGAGCAAGAAACCUCGUCAGACGACGGUGAAGAAACGAUCGAUGACGAAAUCGCAGUCGCAAACCCCGAUUGUGAACGAGGUGCCGAUAAAACGUCAAUACCCGCGAGAGAUAUUUCUGGUGAGGAACGACCGGAAGAAGAAGAGACGGAGAAGAUCCAAGAACCCUAAUCUGAUUUCGGAUCAGCGCACCGCCAAGUUGGAGGAUAAUCUGCCAGGUGAUUUUCCUUUGGACUCGAGCUUGCGCGGGGGCCUUGGUGAUGCAAAGUCGAGCGCGAGGAAGGUUAACGAAGACGAGAAAGCAAUAGCGGAACACGAAUCCAUGUUGGAAAAGAAAUCCGGCUCUGUGGCCUCACUGACGGGAAGUAACGAAGUGCUGGGUCCAUUAGCGACAGAAUACGGAGAUGCGUUCGGUGGUUUGAACAACGAACCCGGGGUGGCGUUAGCUAGGUUUAAGAGAAUCAAGCGAGUCCUUCGUCCUCCAACUUCUAAGAUGUAA